Lycium barbarum (goji berry) is the source of this 1505-nucleotide messenger RNA. Its product is annotated as zinc finger protein WIP2-like. Gene Ontology annotation, biological process: regulation of gene expression; anatomical structure development. Lineage: Eukaryota; Viridiplantae; Streptophyta; Magnoliopsida; Solanales; Solanaceae. Gene Ontology annotation, cellular component: nucleus. Gene Ontology annotation, molecular function: DNA-binding transcription factor activity. The transcript is spliced from 2 exons. The coding region runs from base 92 to 1144 and encodes 350 amino acids. The record is from RefSeq and is a predicted model, not a curated record.
AAAGCCACAUCUAUCAAUUUGUUCUCUCUCUAUAAAAGCAUAGAAUAUAUCUAACCAACAAAGAAGGCUCCUCCUUGGCUCCUUCUCUACCAUGACUGACCCUAAUUUCUACUCCCAAAAACAACAAUGGCUCAAAUUCAACAACCCUAAUAUUCAUCAUUUUCCUUCUUCUAAUUACCCUCCUCCUAAUUUCCUUCACAACUACUUGUACUCAUCAACUAAUUAUCAAGUUUAUAAUUACCAAACUCCUCCUCCUCCUUCUCCUCCUCCUUUCAAAGAAGCCCUCCCACUUCUCAGCUUAUUAAGUCCAAUAAAACAUGAUGAUGGUGAUGAAGUACAAGAAGCUUGUUGCAGUUCUACACAUGAGGGUACUAUGGAUGUGAUAAAAAAAUCUAGAGAUCAUCAGCAUAAUUGUACUAAAGAUGACGAUGAAGACGAAGAAGAUGUUACUGUAGCACUUCAUAUAGGUCUACCAAACCCUAGUACUGCUGAUCUGGCUUCUAUUACUCAAAGCACUAAAGAUACUGAAGAAAUUACUGAUGACCUUCAUGAUCAUGAUGUUUCCAUCUCCAUGAAUAUGAUAAAUACAAGUAGCAGACUCAACAAGGGACAGUAUUGGAUUCCCACUCCUUCUCAGAUUCUUAUUGGUCCUACUCAAUUUUCUUGUCCUGUUUGCUUCAAGACCUUCAACAGAUACAAUAACAUGCAAAUGCAUAUGUGGGGGCAUGGGUCUCAAUACAGAAAAGGACCAGAAUCUCUAAGGGGAACUCAACCAACAGGGAUGCUAAGGCUUCCUUGCUAUUGCUGCACUCCAGGCUGCAGGAACAACAUUGAUCAUCCAAGAGCAAAGCCAUUGAAAGAUUUCAGAACACUUCAAACACAUUAUAAAAGGAAGCAUGGAAUUAAGCCCUUCAUGUGUAGAAAAUGUGGCAAGGCCUUUGCUGUUAGAGGAGAUUGGAGAACACAUGAGAAGAAUUGUGGCAAGCUUUGGUACUGUAUUUGUGGAUCUGAUUUUAAGCACAAGAGGUCCCUUAAAGAUCAUAUUAAGGCUUUUGGUCAAGGACAUGGAGCUUAUGGCAUUGAUACCUUUGAAGAGGAGGAAGACCCUGCAUCUGAAGUUGAACAAGACAAUAAUGACCUAUAAUUUCUAAUCACUUGCUAAUUAAUCAUGUGAAAAGUUGAUGGUUUUCUUGCAAUUAAUCAGACACUGUAUUUGAAAAAAGGAAAUGAAUGAUUAGGGCAGUAUUAUGUGAAGUGAGUUGUACGUAGUCACUCAUCUAGGCUAGCUAGUUUGUGCUAAUUAACCAAACAUUUAUUUAAUGCUUUGUUUAGUACCUGUAAAUGUUUUCCUUUUGCUUUCAAAUCAAGGUACGUUACGUAGUGAGAAGAUGAUUUAAUUUGAUCUUCCUUGUACUAUUUGCUCAAUGAUGGUGGUCAAUUUGUAUUCACCUUUUUGAGUACUAAUUGAUUGCUCGAAUUCUGAUGAGUAAGGACUUAAGUUUAUU